Molecule: messenger RNA, 2620 nt
Organism: Prionailurus viverrinus (fishing cat)
Lineage: Eukaryota; Metazoa; Chordata; Mammalia; Carnivora; Felidae
Gene: FYB2
Product: FYN binding protein 2
Exons: 20
Coding region: 1-2496 (831 amino acids)
Biological process (GO): T cell receptor signaling pathway; protein localization to plasma membrane; integrin-mediated signaling pathway
Cellular component (GO): plasma membrane
Molecular function (GO): protein binding
Source: RefSeq, a predicted model, not a curated record
AUGAAGGGCCAGUUGGUGGGUCUUUGGACAGGGAGGACCCCUUCCCUGCUGCAGGUGCGGGGUGCCCUGCAAAGUUCGGCGGCGGCGGAUGGAGGCGGGUCUGCGCCCAGCCUGGGGCCGGGAAGCUCCAUCCCCCGGAGAGGGAGGAGCUGCUGCCCUGGUGGGGCAGGUGGGGGGAGCCUGGGCCCAGGUGUGUCCGGGGCUCUGGGAAGUGAUUGCUCCCUGGCGGACGCAGGCAAAUUAAAGCAGUCUUGGCCCCAGGAUACCGCUCUGGGAAGCCGCGUUCGUCUCCCAAAGGAUCCGUCGGUUCUUCGGAGGAAGGCCAUGGAAGGGGAAGGGUUAAGAAACUUCAAGGAACUUCGAGCCAAAUUUCAAAAGUUUGAUGUGCCCUCUCUUCCAAGACCUAUAUUCCCAGCAAGAAUUUGUCAAAAGAGCGAUAUUGGAAACACACAGUCAACAGGUGUUUUGGCCAAUGAGAAACCCCUCUCCUCCAACCACAGUCAGCUCCCACUGUAUUGUUCUAGCGGUGAACCCCAGCCUCUUCAACCCCAGGAAACGAAGUCCUCCCAGAGGAGCAAGAUUCAGAGAUGUUCUGAUUCCUCAGAACCUCCAGAAGGGUCUACUGAUUCUGCAGUAAAGCCACAGAAGACGUCUCUGCUGUUAGACGUGAAUCAGUCAAAUGCUGACAUAACCCAUGAGAGGAGUGUCAUGGUAACUGACAGCUUCAAAGACAAGCUCUGGAAUUGGGAGAAGGUUUCAUCUCAGAAAAGUGGGAUGUCUUCAGCCUUUGUCCUUGCCAGUCGUGGAAGAAGGGCCUUCCAUCUGGAGGAGGAGAAAAGCAUAGGGCUUGCUCCAGAGGAGCCCAGGGGGAAGCUAGAAACAGGAGGAGCCCAGACCCUUCCUUCCCAGAAGCACUUGAUGACCCCCCAAAAUUCACUUGCCUCCUUUCAAGAUCCUACUUGUCUACUUUUUCAAUGUGGCAGGAAGAGCCUAGAAAGCCCCUAUCCUGAGAGGAGCCCCGUGGGGAACACCUGCCAGCCUGUCUAUGAGAGUGAACUUGCCAUCCAGGUCCCCGAGAAACAGCCAGAUGGCAGGCAUCACCAACUUCUCAAAACAAAGCCACUGCCUUCCAUCAAGUCCCUGGGUCCUCCUCCCCCAAAGCCUCCGAAGCCCCCAGCCGUGAACCUCCAGGCCUUCCAGAGGCAGGCAGCUGUAAUUGCUAAGACCCACACAGAAGCAGCUGUGGAAGAGGGCUGCCUGCCUCCAGAGAGUGCUGAAUUUGAAGAACCACGUAAUUAUGAGGCGACAAUUUCAUAUCUGAAACACUCUGGCAACUCCAUUAACCUGUGCACCGCAAAAGAAAUUGCUGAUUCAACUUACGAAGUCGAAAUUGAAGAACUGCGAAAGCCUUGGAAGAGUGGUCUCCGUGGAGAAUUUAGCCCUACACAUGAAGAUGAAGGUAAAAAAGAGAAGGAAAAGGAGCUGUGUGAAUUGGAACCUCGAAAACCAGAAAGGGAUCUACCUUCAAGCCGUCUUUUCGAGGGAGCUGCCUCUGGAGGGAUGCUGGGAAGAAACAAGGUGAUGAAGGUCCACGGAGGCAGCAGGAGCCCGCUGCCCGGGAAACAGGACACUGGGAGCAUCAUCGCUGUCCAGACAAAGCCCCGCCCCCAUGACCCAAAGCUGGCCAGACACUCCUUAAGCCACGGUGGGUAUGUGGAGGCCUUGGAGGUCACUAAAGAAAUGCCAGGCCAGGGGGCCUGGAAGCCUCGCUCCAUCUCAGAGGAGACAUACGACGAUGUUGAGUGCCCCAGCAGAGGGAGGACAAGGUCAGAUUUCUCUAGCUCAUUUGCUUCAGAUGAUGAAGAAAAUAGCCAAGAAGUGUAUGAAGAGGUCUACAAAACAAAAGGCAACUACCCAAAAAUAGACUUAGACGGAAAAGAAGCCCUUAAAAGACUGCAGAAAUUCUUGAAGAAAGAAAAGAACAGAUUUAAAAUGAAGAAAAACAAGUUGAAAGAAAAUGUAAGUGCAUUUUCCAUUUCGCUGCCUGAUUUAGAACUUAGGUCUCAGGAAGUUAUUAUCUAUGAUAACGUCGAUAUAAAUGAAAAAGAAUCCAGAAAUGAAGAUAAGCUAAAAACUUGGAAGCCCAAGUUUUUUAUGGCAAAGGAAAAGAAAGAGAAAAAAGGUGUUGAAGAAUCUGAAAGAAAUUUCUUUAGAAGCAAGAAGCAAAACUUAGAAAAGAUCAGAAUGGAAAAAGAAGAAAAACGUUUUAGAGAACAAUUUGAGUAUGAUAAAGAGAUUACUGUCAUCAACACAGCAGUGGCAUGUUCCAGGAAUUCAAGAAAUGGAAUGUUUGAUUUGCCAAUAACCCCUGGAGAAGAACUGCAAGUCAUUGACACCACUGAAGAAAAUCUAGUGAUUUGUCGCAAUUCUAAAGGCAAAUAUGGAUAUGUACUACUUGAACAUCUAGAUUUCAAGCAUCAAGGUUGGUCGCCUUAGGAAGAUGAAGCUCCAGGGGCAGGGGCUCCACUAGGAAGGACUAAUCUGAGACCUUAGUUCUGCCUCACCUGUUUCAGUUCACAGGUCAAUUAGGAUGGUGGGAUCUGUGGAACUGGAGAAGAGA